Messenger RNA from Lasiodiplodia theobromae, 582 nucleotides. Its product is annotated as Thioesterase superfamily. NCBI's taxonomy places the organism in Eukaryota, Fungi, Ascomycota, Dothideomycetes, Botryosphaeriales, Botryosphaeriaceae. The record is from RefSeq and is a predicted model, not a curated record. The coding region runs from base 1 to 582 and encodes 193 amino acids. The transcript has a single exon.
AUGUCUCCACCACCGACAGUCCAAGGAAAUGUCGGCCGCCUGGAGGACAUACCCUGGGCUGCCGCUCUCCUCGCCGAUGAAAAUUUCGUGUUUGCUCCCACAACUACGCGAAUACCCAAGGACUCUGGAGAAGAUUCAUUCAUGGCCGAGACGCUCAAUACCGAGAGGACCGUACGCAGCUGGGUUACCCAGCACACUCUACCUCAAGACAACACCCGUUUUCCAAUCAGCGAAGCACGCGCCUUCAUCGACGUCGGCGACGGUCUGAAUGGCUAUCCUGCCACCAUGCAUGGUGGCAUGAUCGCUGCCCUUAUGGACGAACUCACUGGCUUAAUCCUUAAUGUCAACAACGAUCACCAAAAUCACUUAUCGGGCGCCAACAAUCCUCUGAAUGUCAUGACAGCCUAUCUCAAUGUGUCUUACAAAAAGCCAUUGCCCGUUCCUGGUGUUAUUCUCGGCACCUCUAAGAUAGAAAAGGUCGAUGGAAGGAAGUUUUACCUGCGUGCGACCCUGGAAGACGGAAAUGGCCAGGUUUAUGCUGUUGGCGAGGCGCUGUUUAUUGAACUGAAGUCCAAAAUCUGA